GAGAGUAUAUAUAUAUGAGUGUAUAUGCUCAUAUACACUGUCACUCGUAACACACUACGGUAGGCGCAGAACUCACACCUACGGUGCUCGCAUUGGGGGAUCGUGUUAGAUAUAUUAUAGGUGCCUGUGCGACCAGCCAGUCGCAAGUGCCUGUGCCUGUGGGUAUAUCACACGUGAAUCUAUCAUCCGGGUACGUCAGCAUCCUCGGGGGGGUUGGUGUGCCGCGGCGGCGAGACGGUGCGUUAACGGAGGCCGAUAUCAUUGAACCGUCCCGACUCGAGUGACGACAAAGAUGGCCGACGAAGCUUUCACCGCAAUCUUCGUCGGGGAGUCCGACAUUUAUCAUGGUGUGACAGUGGACUCCAUACAGGAACCAUGUCCAGCAGAGGAAUUUGAAGAGAAACUUGAAGCAUCUCUGACAGGGUGGAAGGCAGCAGGUAGAAGGGGUAUCUGGUUUAAGAUACAUCUAAAAGAUGCAGCUCUAGUGCCAAUAUGUGCCAAGCAUGGCUUUACAUUCCAUCAUGCUCAGCCAGACUACGUCAUGAUGGUCACGUGGCUUCCAACAGACGAACCUAACAACCUACCGGACUAUGCGCACACAUUUAUAGGAGUUGGCGGUCUCGUCGUUAACGAGGAAGACCAAAUCCUCGUGCUGAAGGAGCGAUUUAUGCAGAAGCCGCACUGGAAACUUCCCGGAGGAUUGGUGAACGAAGGCGAGGGAUUGCCGCAGGCGGUGGAGAGGGAGGUGCUGGAGGAGACUGGCAUCCACACAGCGUUCGUGUCCGUCCUCGGCUUCCGACACCUGCACGAGUUCAGGUUUGGAUGCUCUGACUUCUACUUCGUGUGCCUCAUGCGACCACUGAACGACGUCGACGGAAUUCACACGCAGGCUCAGGAGAUUGCGGCGUGUCGAUGGAUCGACCUGGACGAGUACCUGGAGAUGAAGGACGUGGCACCCGUCAACCGGUUUGUCGCUCAGGCGUACCGGCGGCAGCAGGAGCUCGGAUGCGGGAUCCGAUCAAGCUUCAUCACCUCGCGCGCCUUCCACAAGCAGAAUCGCGUCUACAGCGUCAUGACAACGGACGAACCGUCAACACCGACCGUCGAGAGCCUCGAGUAGCGGCUCCGCGCGAAAACAAGGGAACGUCUGCGCGGAAAACGAGAACGUCUGCGCGGACGGAGGGAGCGACGUCCUGCGCUGCGAGCGAUGUGCGAAACGAAGGAAUGCUUUAGUGGUUUGGAGUGUGCUAGUGGGGUUUUAUUUAGGGAGUUUGGGGUGUGCUGAGAUAUAUAUACUUUUAGUUGUUGAGGUCGCGACGGAAGGAUAUUCGUCAAGCGAUAUCGCGCGAGUCUAGCGACGCAUUGAAUCGGGAACACGUACCGAUAGCGGGAAAUGUUCGCCUGCUGUAAGAUGUUCACUUGUCACGAAUCUUAUCACGAAAGUGCAAUUGUUGUAGCAGCUACGGCGGUUGCAUCGCGUCUUGGUCGAUAUUUUUCUACAAGCAUGUCGUCUCCUGGAGUAAAUGUUUUAUCGAUUCCUCCCCUGUGUAACGACAGCAGCACAAGAAGUCUUUCUUGAAGUCUUUCUUCCACAGAAAUCUGUGAACGGAAUCUCACCGAGAUUACAGAAUCUGGAGAGGUCUUCCCUAUAAAAACUGCCAACUACCAUUUAUCGUGUCUUACUACCUUCUCAAAGAUACGCGGUAAUUUUUCAGCAAUUUUAUCCGACCUCACAUGCAAGAUCGUUAACUAGUGCCAUAAAAAGUUUUUAUAUGCAAUCGUGUUUCCAAUAGAGUGUAUUGUGACUUAUUCACGCACACAAGCACCUCGCACUAGAAGCUGGUGUCGAAAUGAAAUAUAUAUAUAUUUUCAAUGGAUAGAGUGUUUAAAUUGUUAAAUUCAUCAGCCUGUACCAUAAACCCAUGAAGGUUCAUGCUGGUACCCAUUACCCAAACUUAUUUAUUCUAUGCAUUUUGCAAGGUGCUGGUAUGCCAUAUUGAUUUAAGUUUGACGUAUAUAUCAAUAAUGUUCAGUUUAAUGACGUUUCUGUCGUUAACAGUAACAGUGUGCUGGUUUGCUUUCAGCGUGUAGUGCAUUGCAUUUUGAUGCAUGCGAUCAUAGUUACGGAUUGCUGCGCGAUCUUGUGUGUUUGUUAUAUAAUCAGUAUUUUAUGUUUCCUUGAGAAUAUAUGUUUCACAUUUAAAAAUAGAUACCAAAUAUUCUUUAGUGGACCAAAUUUAUAGGCUAGAGUAUAUAAGAUUAUUAGAAGCACUUACGAAGCUGAAUGCCUGUAGCGUUUGACCAUUACUUGCCUCUUCUACUUUUUGUUAAGAGAGGUAAAACUACCGGUACCAUGUUCUAUACCCAUGCAGCUAAUAUUUUCGUAAUGACAAAAUUACUAAGUAAUCCCGUUUUGUAUCCGAUCACAACUGAUUGACCCGAUACGGCGAUAGAUUCGCGGUAUUAUUACCGUGUGGUGCGUUAGUAACGUUGAACUCUAUGUACAUGACAUGUAACAGAUAAUUUGCAAUAAAACACAAACUGUGAUUCUCAUUUA
This is a messenger RNA of Priapulus caudatus, 2557 nucleotides long. Its product is annotated as nudix hydrolase 8-like. The record is from RefSeq and is a predicted model, not a curated record. Gene Ontology annotation, molecular function: NADH pyrophosphatase activity; ADP-ribose diphosphatase activity; NAD binding. Bases 293 to 1120 code for a protein of 275 amino acids. The transcript is spliced from 9 exons. NCBI's taxonomy places the organism in Eukaryota, Metazoa, Priapulida, Priapulimorpha, Priapulimorphida, Priapulidae.